UUUCAUUCAAUACAUAUUGUCAUUUAAUAUCAACAUAAAUACAUGUAGAUAAGUUUUUAUUUUAUAUAUUUUAUAUACAUAUGUUUUUAAAAUAGAGAAGAUUUACUUAAAAAAUGCGGGUAUUAUAUGGAGCAUCCGAUGAAAAAUUCGUGCAUUCGAGGGAGAGUUUGACCGAUGAAAUACCCAUACACUCCAAAGUAGAAAGCUAUCAUUUUGGCGAUAUACCAUUUCUCAGAACGCAGGGCCCAACUUUCGACAAGAACUCAUUACCCAUCGUUUUUCGAGUUUCUCCUGAUACUUUGCUCAAUCUAGCUUCGAAUAUAGUGGACAAAUUACCAUUACCAUCGGUCUAUGAGUGGACAAUUGAGGAUGUUUGUAGAUGGAUACGGCAAUAUGGCUAUCGGCAUUAUCAGAACACCUUUCGGGUCAACUUCAUUACGGGACGUAAACUAUUGCUGGUGGAUGCAAAGGCCUUGACAUCGAUGAACAUAAGAAACUUCGACGACAUCAAGCAUAUAGCUUACGGCAUAAGGCAACUAUUUCUCUUUGAGAUGACGAAAUUUAUGCGUAGUAUCUCGUUACCACCACAACACUACUACGAAUUAUACAAACUUUUUCGCGUAAAUACUGGUCGCACUUACGAUAUGACCACACGCACCGAUCUAUGGCGCAGCAUGCAAUUAAUACGCAAGAGAAAACCAUAUCUCUCACACUGGGAGACACUCGAACGUUGGUUGGCGCACCCACAUGAAUCCGAUAAUGUGGAGCUAAUCGGCGAUGCGCCACGCUAUCGUCUCUAUCAAUGCAAGGCAGCGAAAAGAACAACAAAGCAUAGUAUAUCAAAGAAGGGAAGCAUCAUAUGCAAGUGUGUGCCGCCAUGCGUUUGCUUUCACAAAGAAAACUUCCUCAAAACACCCACUGUAUUCACAUUGCUUAAGUCCACGCGUUCCCCGGAUACAAAUUAUGUGUGUCAUAAGAAAUAUUGCGGAGACCAUAUGCCACCGUGUACUUGUCACUGGAAAUCUGCAAAUUUCAAAUUUGAACAGAUACUAACGUGUUUACGCAAAGAAUUACCGCUUCGAUAUGGUGCGGAUAAUAAGCGUCCAACUCAGGUACACUCGUUCACGAGUGAAGGCUUGGUCAGCCGAAUCACAAUAUAAAUCAAAAAAUUACCUAAUUAGCGCUUCACCAUGAAAAUGUACUUCAUAUAUAUAGAGAUAGUAUAAAAGAUUUUGCAAUGCAAAUGAAUGUCGAAAUCACAUGAAAUGUCUAUUAUAUUAUCGUUUUGAACACUAUUCUGAAUGCUGUAUUAUUAAACACAGUUGGCAAGUUUUAAUGAAUAAAACUAAAAAAAUGUUUAAGCUGA
Zeugodacus cucurbitae (melon fly) is the source of this 1366-nucleotide messenger RNA. RefSeq lists its product as uncharacterized. Gene Ontology annotation, molecular function: protein binding. The record is from RefSeq and is a predicted model, not a curated record. The transcript has 2 exons. Bases 114 to 1160 code for a protein of 348 amino acids. Lineage: Eukaryota; Metazoa; Arthropoda; Insecta; Diptera; Tephritidae.